Anopheles stephensi (Asian malaria mosquito) is the source of this 2946-nucleotide messenger RNA. It is a transcript of the gene Trxr1, whose product is annotated as thioredoxin reductase 1, mitochondrial. Bases 633 to 2219 code for a protein of 528 amino acids. Gene Ontology annotation, molecular function: glutathione-disulfide reductase (NADPH) activity; thioredoxin-disulfide reductase (NADPH) activity; flavin adenine dinucleotide binding. The record is from RefSeq and is a predicted model, not a curated record. Gene Ontology annotation, biological process: cellular response to oxidative stress; cell redox homeostasis; glutathione metabolic process. Gene Ontology annotation, cellular component: mitochondrion; cytosol. The transcript is spliced from 2 exons. NCBI's taxonomy places the organism in Eukaryota, Metazoa, Arthropoda, Insecta, Diptera, Culicidae.
GGUGCUGUCCGACGACGAGAGCAGCACACACGAUCCGCGGGUUAGUAGAAACACGGGGAGGCAAUAACGCGCCUGCACGGUUCCAGUUGUCAUUUGGCCUACGUUUCACCAAAAAACCCUCGAGCUCUAAGAUCGAAGCGGUUUCGCGAAUGAGAUUCUGUUUGCUCCGUUUCUUGUGACUGUGUUGUAAAGGAAUUGUAGAAACGAAGCCAAAACGUCUCGCUUUUUUUGGCACUUGCUACCUCGCGCUAUUGUUGUUACGUGUGUGCCAUCACCGCCAUAGGUCCGCUCUGCAAAGCAACUCUCGUUUUUCUUCUCUUCAACCGGCGCUACCUGUGUGUCUGUGUGUGCGUGUAUUUGUAGUGAAGUAAUGUACAAAAACAGUUCACUGUAAGAAGAACGUUGCAUUUUUGUACACUGGUGAAUUAUUACGAAAUUGGUUGCGAAUCUUUAGUUCGAUUGCGUGCGGCACCUUUGACCGUGUGCUGUCGCUUUAUCUACGCCGUGCGGGAGAGUGUAUGUGUGUGCCAAAAUAGGCACGAUACAAAAACAGCAUCAUCAUCACCGGUCGGUGCCAUCACGCUCUCGCUCUCACACGCACACAGUGAACGUUCACACAACAUCACACAGAAAUGGCAACCGCCGUGCUUACCAGACCCGUGCGGAGCCUUAUAAAUGUUGUACAGUGUGUGCGACUGCUACGCACCCAAGCCACCGUCAUGUUAGCAAAAGAAAACUAUGACUACGAUUUGGUGGUGAUUGGUGGCGGUUCGGGUGGUUUGGCUUGUGCCAAGCAGGCAGUGCAGCUCGGUGCCAAGGUGGCCGUGCUGGAUUUCGUAAAACCGUCACCGCGCGGCACCAAGUGGGGCUUGGGCGGUACGUGCGUGAAUGUGGGCUGCAUUCCGAAGAAGCUGAUGCACCAGGCCUCGCUGCUGGGCGAAGCCAUACACGACUCGCAACCGUACGGCUGGAAGCUCCCGCAACCGGAAGCGAUCCGGCACGACUGGGCCACGCUGACCGAGUCCGUGCAGAACCACAUAAAGUCGGUGAACUGGGUGACGCGGGUGGAUUUGCGCGACCAGAAGGUGGAGUACGUGAACGGGCUCGGCUACUUCAAGGACGAUCACACCGUGGUGGCGGUCAUGAAGAACCAGACCGAGCGCGAGCUGCGUGCCAAGCACGUGGUGAUUGCAGUUGGCGGACGGCCCCGCUAUCCGGACAUUCCCGGCGCAGCCGAGUAUUGCAUUACGAGCGACGAUAUCUUCAGCCUGCCGAAUGCACCCGGCCGAACGCUGCUGGUCGGUGCCGGAUACAUCGGGCUCGAGUGUGCCGGCUUCCUCAAGGGACUCGGGUACGACGUGACCGUGAUGGUGCGUUCGAUACUGCUGCGCGGGUUCGAUCAGCAGAUGGCCACCCUGGUCGGCGAUUCGAUGGUGGAGAAGGGCAUCAGCUUCCACCACCGUAGCCGUCCGCUCGCCGUCGAGAAGCAGGCGGACGGUCGGCUGCUGGUACGCUACGAAACGGAGACGGACGGCGGUAAUGCCACCACCGCGGAAGACGUGUUCGAUACGGUGCUGUUUGCGAUUGGCCGCCAGGCGGAAACGGGCACGCUGAAGCUUGCAAACGCCGGCGUUGUAACGGCCGAGGGCGGCAAGUCGGACAAGAUCGAUGUGAACGAGUACGACCAGACGAACGUGCCGCACAUCUACGCGGUCGGUGACGUGCUGUACAAGAAGCCGGAACUGACACCGGUUGCGAUCCACGCCGGGCGGAUCAUUGCCCGCCGGCUGUUCGGUGGCUCGGAAGAGCGCAUGGAUUAUGCGGACGUUGCGACGACCGUGUUCACGCCGCUCGAGUAUGGUUGCGUGGGGUUGAGCGAGGAGGCAGCGGAAGCCGCCCACGGCAAGGAUGGCAUCGAGGUGUACCAUGCGUAUUACAAGCCGACCGAGUUCUUCGUGCCGCAGCGCUCCGUACGCUACUGCUACCUGAAGGCGGUGGCCCUGCGCGAAGGCAACCAGCGCGUGCUGGGGCUUCACUUCCUUGGACCGGCCGCCGGUGAGGUCAUCCAAGGGUUCGCCGCUGCCCUCAAGUGUGGCCUGACCAUGCAGAUACUGCGCAACACCGUCGGCAUUCAUCCGACGGUGGCGGAGGAAUUUACCCGGCUCGCCAUCACCAAGAGUUCCGGGCUGGAUCCGACACCGGCUACCUGCUGCAGCUAAACACCGGCGACGGGGCAGGAUCGUUCACCGAACAAACACUGUUUUCUGUUUUCUUACUUUACAAAUUUCUUCUCUUUUUUGUCUUCAUCAUUGGCGGGAUGUGGGGUGAGUCGGGCAGGAUUUAUGUUACAGGGAUAGGUUGCACUUCAAAUCAACACUCCAAACUGUUGUUUAAAAGCCAACUAAAAAACAGCAUGCGUCCUUCUGGAGUGGGUUAACAGCAAAAAGGCGCCCGUUAGAUAGGUUUUCGGUUUCGUCCUGAUAAAAAAAAAAAUGGUCCACGGGAGCUGUGAGAAAUGUAAUCGGCUCAAUGUGAUUGAGCGCGUCUGACGACUGGCGUUUGUGUGUGAUUUGUUGUAGUGGACGGCCAGGGCGAAACCAGGAGGAAGGUGGGUGGUGUAGAACAGGCACAGGAUACUCUCGAGGUUUAGAACCAUUUAGGAAGAUGUUUAGGUAAGAUAGCGAGCGUAAGAGAGUGAAACAAGCACAAGAGCAGUAAUUCCCCCAUCAGUAUCAGCAAGCAGCAGAGCAGGCGAGCACAUCACAUCGAUGACGACUCAUGUGUCCCGCCAAUGAAACGGUUUCCGGUCGCACGAUCGCAUUCCGUUCUUCGGUUUUACGUGCUUAUUCCAUCAGUAUCACAUGAAACACAGGAAACUCAAUACAUGUAUCGAAAUCGCGUGUUGUAAACUGCAACAAAAAAAAAAAAAAAAACAAUGCCGUUGUA